Messenger RNA from Megachile rotundata (alfalfa leafcutting bee), 1268 nucleotides. Its product is annotated as splicing factor YJU2. Gene Ontology annotation, cellular component: U2-type catalytic step 1 spliceosome. The record is from RefSeq and is a predicted model, not a curated record. Lineage: Eukaryota; Metazoa; Arthropoda; Insecta; Hymenoptera; Megachilidae. Gene Ontology annotation, biological process: mRNA splicing, via spliceosome.
UGCGCCACUCAUGAAUUGUCACCUUACUAACAAACUUAACCUAAGUUUCCUUUAACUUGUAACUGUUCUUAUAUGUGUCUAAUAUAAUACAUAUUUCUUGAAGGAUAAUUAUAUUAAACUAAAACAACAUGUCGGAGCGUAAAGUUUUAAAUAAAUAUUAUCCACCGGAUUUCGAUCCGUCGAAGAUUCCUCGUAUGAAAUUGGCCCGAAAUAGGCAAUAUACGGUACGUUUGAUGGCUCCUUUCAACAUGAGAUGUAAAACUUGUGGAGAGUAUAUUUAUAAAGGAAAGAAAUUUAAUGCUCGUAAAGAAGACGUAGAAGGUGACGACUAUUUAGGAAUACGAAUUUACAGGUUUUACAUAAAAUGCACUCGAUGCCUUCAAGAGAUAAGUUUUAAGACAGAUCCGAAGAACACAGAUUAUGAGAUCGAAGCAGGUGCUACCAGGAAUUUCAUGGCCUUAAAAUUGGCUGAAGAGCAAGCUCAGAGGGAAGAAGAUGAAGAGAAGGAAGAGGAAGCUACCAAUCCAAUGAAACUAUUAGAAAAAAGAACAUUACAAUCGAAACAAGAAUUAGAAUUAUUAGAAUCCUUAGAAGAAUUAAAAGAUCUUAAUCGCAGACAGCAAGCAAUUGACUAUGAUCAAAUGUUAGAACAAUUUGAUACAGAGACAGCUAAGCAAAGGACAGAAAAGGAACAAGAAGAGUAUGAUGAAGAAUGCAUUAAAUCGAUAUUUGGUAAGAAGACUAUUGUGGAGGAAGAAAUUGUUGAACUAGAUGAACAAGAAACUAGUGAACCACCAAGGAAAAUAAUCAAAACAAAAGAAGAUAAGAAAGAAAAUAGAAAAGAAAUUAACAAUACCGUGUCAACAACAGAUACAAUAACGGUAGAUAAAGAUAAGGUGAAUAGCAAACCAAGUGCAAAGUCAUCUAACUCGUCAUGGUCUGAAAGUGUGGGUACAUCGUCAAAUAAAAAGAAUUUGUUGGGUAUAGUUAAAAGGAAAACAAAUAUAGGUAUUAAAACAAACACAGAAAAGCAAAAAACUGAAAUUGUCACAAAAGAUGAAACAAAUCCUUCAAGUAAAGAAAGUAAUAGUAGUGCAAGUGUAAAUACGUCCGAAAGUACAAGUAACGCAAUAAGCAAUACCAACAGUGGGCUCUCCUUAUUGGGAGCAUACUCUGGCAGCAGUGAAAAUGAUAGUGAUUAACGUACAGUACUGUAAAUAUAAUUUAAGUUCAUCCAAUUUAUUAUAAAAUAAAAUGUAUAAACACAA